Nelumbo nucifera (sacred lotus) is the source of this 2571-nucleotide messenger RNA. RefSeq names its product protein EARLY FLOWERING 3-like. Gene Ontology annotation, biological process: regulation of photoperiodism, flowering. The record is from RefSeq and is a predicted model, not a curated record. Lineage: Eukaryota; Viridiplantae; Streptophyta; Magnoliopsida; Proteales; Nelumbonaceae.
UAUAUGCAGGAGCCAGGAAGUUGAGCCCUAAACUUCUCUUCUUUCCGUUUGGAAAGCCGAAGCCCUAUCGAGGCCUGAAAGCUUGUCUCCAUUUUUCCAAUUAACGCUUCACUUUUCCCCCACAAUAUUUACAUACAAUUUCCAAAUGCACUAAUAUUUGGCAUGCACAUACGCACUUCGGUCAUUGAGCCCUCAUUACCCCAUACAAUUAUACAAACUAUUUCUUUCCAUUUUUAGACACCACAAACCCAGCACUGUUUCCUUUCCCCAUUUGUAGAUGAAGAUCCUCUAUAGCAUUCCUAUUCAACCCUCUUCAUUUCUCGAAUCUUUCUUUCUGAACCCUCUUUUCUCUGGUUUCCUCUUUGUCUAGAUAUUUACCGUUUGGAAGAGAUGCCUAACUCAAUGGGUUCUAGUUGUUUAUCUUCGUUUUUCAAAGAGAAGAUAAGUUUUCUUCAGGCGGGUUGAUAUUGGGUUCUCCAGAUAAGAGACUCGAUUUUGCCAUCUGGGUCUGCGAGAUUUUUGGAUUUAGCUUCUUAGUUUGGUACAUGGGAUAUCAUCGUCUUUUUGAUCCAGAAAUUUGGUCUCUUAAGUGGGUUUUGAAUUGAAGGAUUGGAGGUUCAAGGAAGAUGAAAAGGGUGGGAGACGAAGAGAAGAUCAUGGGCCCCUUGUUUCCUAGGCUCCAUGUCAAUGAUACAGAGAAAGGAGGGCUGAGGGAACCUCCGAGGAGGAGAAAGAUGACCCUCUACGAACAGCUCAAUAUCUCUUCUCAGGGGCUCAAUUCUAGUUUGGCGCCAACGUUGUCUCUUCUGCCCGACAACGCCUGCACUUCGGUACCUUCGAUCUCUUUGAGCCAGGGUGGAGGUCAUGAAAGAAGUGUCUUUUCUCCAUUUUACGUUCCACCUCCCACACCUACUCAUUCAUCUGAGAAGCUUCAUCCAUGUUUUGAUGGAGUAAACUUGAGUGGUGCCAUGGCAGAGUUUGAUAGGAAAUCUACAACAAAUACAAAUAAUCGACCUUCAAAUGUUACUAUGGGUUUGUUAUCAACUAAUGAUCGCAAUUCAUGCUGCUCACAUGCCUUGUCCAACUCAAGGAAACAGAAGCCUGGGGAUGAGGAUGAUCUUAGGGCUCCUGCCUUUGUUCAUUCUCGAGUUUCUCUUUGUUCUGAUAAGGAUCUUCCCAACACAAGCAGGGAAAGAUUUUCUCCCUUCAUCUCAACCUAUCCAGGCCACUCUACAGUUGCAACAGAUAACAGUCCACUUAAAACUGCAGCAGCUACUUGCAGUUCACCAAUGCAACCUCAGAAUGCUUGCGAUAAAAACCAGAAACCAACCAGAACAACAGAUAUGAGGUCAAAACAUGUAAGAAACCAUUUUGAAGAGAACCUGAAAGAAACUGUGACUAGUAUACACCGUGCUGAAAAUUCUGCAUCUGUCUCAUCAAUGGGAGAAAAUAUUGUGGAACCCUUAAACAAUGACAAGACAUCUGAAAAUCAAGAACUUCAAAAUAGUCAGGUGGAUGAUUCCAGGAGGUUAUGUGAUGCUGAUGAAGAGACACAUCAAAAAAUUGGAUCUACUUUGUUUCCUGAAAAAUAUGGAAAUACUGAUGCUCAUUUGGUUGAGUCCAUUGAAGUGGAGAAGGAAAACAUUUCAAGGGAGAGAAAUGAACCAUGUUCUGAGGCAUCACCUGGUAAUAGUCACAGAAAUCCUGAGAGGGAUGAAAAUGGUGGGAAGUACCAUGAAGAGAUGGUGCAUGAAUCAUUACAGGUGGGAGAUGUGGACAGAAACAGUGAUGCAUCCAAGUGCUCCAUGGUGGAUUCCGUAUUGGGCAUGGACAUAUCUCCUAAUGAUGUUGUAGGAGUAAUAGGGAUAAAGCAUUUCUGGAAUGCAAGGAGGACAAUUGUCAACCAACAAAAGGUGUUUGCAGCGCAGGUAUUCGAGUUGCAUAGGUUGAUAAAGGUUCAAAGAUUGAUUGCUGGAUCACCACAUCUAGUGGCUUUCCAUUCCAAUAUGGAGCAGCCAAGAAAAUAUCUCUAGUGAAUGCUGGAAUUGUAGGAUGCCUCAGUGAUGGGUCAAUUGAGAAGAAAAAGGGAUCACCAUUCAGCUUUCAUGGGAAAAGCCAUGGGGGUAGGGUCAGGUCUUGGUAGAUCUGGAUUUACGCCUUCAACUGAAAUGGCUGAGAAUGACUUAUUUUCACCCCAGUCAACAACUUCAACAUUUUGAUAGCUUCAAAUGAUGAUUGAUAAUUGCAUGUUGUUUACUCUAUGAUGGCAAUAGCCAGGCCUUUUUUUUCAUUAUAUUUGUAGUUAUUCCAGAAAUUCAACCAUACAACUCAGUCAAGAGCAAAUCCUUUGAAAUCUGUUCCUGGCCAAGAAAUUUUCAGCAAGAGGCAGCAGUUUCACAGAACCACGAAGGCUUUCUUUCUGGUUGGCAGGUUGUGAUAACUGACGAUUACUUGUGUAGUUGUCAAAUGAAAGAGCUUGCAUUGCUUCAGGAUUAUGUAAUUUUCUUCUUAGAAACUAGAGUGUCUGUGUUCCUUGGAGAUUCAAUGGAAGAGAGAUUCCUUUUGCAUAUA